CUUUCUUCAGUUGCCGCGGCAGUAAGGAACUCACAAUAACCCUCGGUCCUGCUUGCCAUCACAACCGCCGCUACUUGAAGACCAGACGCUGCCAAAAAUGCGCGAAGCGACGGAGGUGAAGACAUUGAGUGAAGCUGAUGCAACGAAGGAAAGGACUGAAGUGACUUGUUGGCCAGUAUCAGGUACUUCCCUUGGUUCCUUUCGUUUCACGUUUUCAGAGUCGUAUCUUCCGACAACCUACAAGUGCCCACGCUGGAAACCAAAACGUUCUCAAUGCCUUCCUAUACGCAUCAGAGAAAAUCAAUGUAUCCUCCUUUUCUCGACCCCUCCUUUGUCAGAGGCUGGCCGAAUGCACCCUCUGUGACUUACAGCCACCUUCCUCUGAUGUCACCUACGCCUCAAAAGUAGCCCGCCCAUUCCCGCUGGACCUUCGACAAACUCAGCGUCGAACUUGCACGGAGGAUAACUAACACGUUACGUCGCGGCCUGUUUCAACGAUAGAACCGAAAGGAGCAACGAGGAGACGAGGAGACGAACGAAGUGGUGUCGGAUAAGUUGAAGGCGAUGUUGGCUGAAUGUCGUUGAUUCUGGUUUCGGUCUGGAUGCUGAAGAUGUCGAGAUGAACGAUAUGCUAUUUCAAACUACACCACCUUGCCUAUACAUCGGAUCUUCCCCUCCACCAGAGCUCAUCAAUAACGAAAACGAUACGGACCUCAUUGAUUUGCCACCGCAGAUACCUCAGUCACUUCUCCGUUAAUCGCAUUUGCGAAAACUCCUGUUGUUAGUGGUGAACGUUGAAUCACCACCACUAGCAUCCCAACUGCUGAGGUCGCCCUCCAGUCAAUUACCUUUCACGCUCGACCAUCUCUUGACUGCUGCCGGUGGCAAACAACGGAACCUGCUGUCGCCCUGUCACCACGGACCCACUGCUCGUGCCCGAGCCAGCCUCGUUAUCUGACAUCCACUCGUAACGCCAGAAUCCUCAACAACUCUCCAUCCACUCCAGGGUUGGAUGGAGUAUGCCGGUUUCAUCUCCUCAGAGAUCAUCCAGGGCCUGAUUUGCCAGAUGCACCGCUUGCAGUAGAAAUACUUGUCAUUGAAAGACUUCGCAUCACGGAGGAGCUGGAAGAGGCUGAGGAAGUCACCAAAAGAUCCACGUGAGGGAAACGGUCAGGCGAAUGUAGUGGAGGGCGGGAACUAGAUAAAGGCCCAAGUAUGUUUGGAUGGGUGGAUGGAGUAACUGAGUCAGUUUGAGACGUCUGGACAACCGCUAUCUCUUCCUCCCCCCAGGUACAGCAACCUCCAAUUCGCAUUACUUCUAGAUGUACAUCGACAAGUCAUCCUUGUGUCGUCGGGAUCUACGAAAAACGCAAAGAAAGCCGUUUUUACUCGGAAACAUGAGAAAUCCCGUCGAGUCGCUUUGACUUUCCUCCAUUUACUUAUCGUCUUUCUCCUCUUCGAGUGGGCACGAAGCGCUCAAUACUGGGCGCGCGUUAUCAACCCCAUUCACUCGAGGAGUCAAGUAUCUCAGUUGUAGCGAUCCGAAUGGUUAUGCCUGGUCUGUCGGGCGGGUCGGAAAGUUACGGGUUCAAACGGUUUAUGGACGUGUUUUGUUCAAUAAUACCUGACCAUACAUUGACUGUGUGAGUACGUAGAUAGGAUAGAAAGCAAGGGCGUUUCCUUCCAUUAUCCAUAUGUGGAGCAAUGCCUUUCACGCUUGUGCCGGACGCGAUAUCUCCCUCAAGCAGUGUCGAGGCGAUGUUUGUCGUGAUAUAUCUACAGCACUCAAAUAUGUGCCUUCCACCGCCCUUCAUCCUCUACGACUACCACCUUCCCAUUCUUUCUCCGUCUGACACCUUCCCAGAACGUUUUUACCCCUCAAUACAGUGACUCGAAUCGUUCUACGAUGGAGGUCUUUACCGGUGCAUCUAAAGUCAAGAUCGGCAAGGGCAACUUCUCGAGUGUUGGAAAAAAUCAGUACAACUACUACACGACCCAUAACAACAUCGUUCAGACGCGAGGCAAGAACAAGAAGGUUAGCAGAGAUCUACCAGAACUUUCCGAGUACACCGAAAUCAAGCGGGGUGAUAUAUACAAGAGCAAGGAUGGAGUAUGUUAUUCGUGGAAUCUGCGUUCAAAUGGGAAGGACACGGAAAUGGCGGUCUAUACUGCAGAGCUCAACAUCACUGGGCCCUUUGGACAGAAGAAAUUCACUGUGAAGACGUAUCGCGGGCGAAAUGCAAUGAAGGAAUGGAGGCAUGAUUUUUCUCAAUGUUCAAAGGAUUGGCUCAGGGAUGUUCCACUUUUUGGGUACGACAGGUCGUCGGUUCCUUCGUUGAUAUUCAGUGGAGAGCUCGUACCUAUGGCACAUAUGGAAGGCGGACUGGGAGCGGUGGGGUUAUUCUAUAUUGACUUACUGAAAACUAGCUUGGGAUGUUCAAGGAACGAGCUGUGGAUGGAUCCUACGCAGGGAAGAUUUUAUCGUGGACCAAUUGGGCCAAAAUGUCGGGAUUGGCCGGAAGAAGACAUCAGCGUCAUAGUUCCUUCGGACGCGGAAUUCCUGAAAGAAGACGUCAUCAUUCGAUACUUUGUUAGCAAGGAAGACGAUAGGUUGCUUCUUUCUACGUUAGGUUAUAGUCGUCAUUAUGAGAUACUUGACGAUAUCCCAACCAGUCACACCCGCGUCAUUUCCAGUUUGACGAACUCGACGAUUGCGUUCUACCAGAAUGUACGGUGGCGGAGUUCGAAAGGCUGUCUUGGCUCAAGGCGAGCGAUACCAGCUGGAACAACAAGGUUCCGUCUCAGAGACGAUCAGCGCAAGAUAGAAGUAGAUUCUAUCACCGAAGUAGUCCCUUGGUUCGCACAAGCGUUGAGCGUUUUUCACGCUCACAACAUCUCAUAUGAUGAAGACCUUUCCAACUACAAGCUCGUCGAGCCUUGCCUCGAGCUCACAGGCACAAUUCAGAAAUCCAAACGCAAACGGCAACGACGCCAAUCACUCGACACACCCAUCUACUUCGUUAUCCUUCCUUCCCCUGAUCCCGUCUAUCAUUGGUCAUUGGACCCAGCCGGCCAAACACCGCUCACGCCAGACAUGUGCAAGUACCUCGGCCUUCCCUUCAAGCUCUCACUUCAAGCAACUUCCUUCCAAGAAUCUUGGCCAACCAAGAUCUACAAAGUCGUUCAUGACUACCAAAUUGUGAGGGGAUUUGACCCUGCAAGCACGGAUUUUGCACAAUCUUUGGGUUUUGUUGUAUAUGAUGUUGUUCCUGCCGAGAACCGCUUCGAGGAGAUAAUCGAAGAACUGCACGAGAUGGAACUUGUAGAAUCGGGAGAUUCACCAUUGCCAGCGGUCCGCGAUGACCUGGAACCGUUUCUCGGCUCGAACGUUCAUGCGGAUUCCACAGAAGAUCUCGAAGGACUAGAUGACUCUUUCUCGCUCGCUUUGCUCUUCUAUGAGAUUGAAGGAUCCUCAAACACGUCGUCGAGUGACGCUAGUCCCGCGCAAACAGUAAAUUCAGAGUACACUCAACAAGGGGGCAUGGUACCUUCGAUACUGGGCGCACUCUUUGGUUCGUUCACAUGGGAAGCGGUAGAGGGUUCGGGUAUUUCAGCAGCAGUUAUAUAGAUGCUGAAGGCUAUUGUAGUUCUCAGGGAAUGGUGCCAC
Molecule: messenger RNA, 3667 nt
Organism: Marasmius oreades (fairy-ring Marasmius)
Lineage: Eukaryota; Fungi; Basidiomycota; Agaricomycetes; Agaricales; Marasmiaceae
Exons: 14
Coding region: 1907-3628 (573 amino acids)
Source: RefSeq, a predicted model, not a curated record